CAACCUGAUCAAGAAAACAGUCAAAAUUUCCAAAGAAAGGCCAAUUAAUUUUCUUAAAAAGCCGCUGUAUCUAAAGCGUAAACUAGGCAAGUAGAUAUUUCUGACCAAAUACAGAGAAAUCUAAGCCAAAUUUGAAGAAAAAGGGGAUGAAACAUGUCCCAAUUGAGAUCCAUGCCAAGAAGGUAAUCUUUCAUCAUAAUGCUGGGUAGAUUUCUCCAAGACAUGAAUUUGUCACCCUAGAGUCCCAGAAGAUGAGUUAUAAUGGGUCUCCAUCAAAAUCAUCGACACAUAAUUACAACCUUUUAAACGUUGGGGUGUUUGAAAUGCCACAAUCUGAUUUGCAUAAAGAAUAUGUGAGCUUCAUUGCUGAAGAGUCCUUGCCUCAUAUAGAUGGGAACAAGAAGUCAUAUUUCCGAGUACCAAAGUACAAACCUCAUUCAAAGAAGUCAAGCAAGGAGAGGGAAGGAAGAGCGCUGUCAAAAUUAUCCCUUAAGAACGAUAGGAAUAGCUCCUUGCCAGCCGUCCCAUCGAUAGGCUCCUCAAAGGGUCAUAAAAACUUUAGCGUUGAAAGCCAGCUUUUAAAUUUCAAAUAAAAUCAAAACUCAGGAAAAUUCAAUAGAACUCCUUCCUAAAAUCAACGAAGAUCUUUUUCUAAAUGGGGUCAAUCAGAAUUACGAAAAUUCAAUCCCAAGCGAGAAUGCAAAAUCCAUGAUCCAGGGCAAUAAAGAGGCUAGAAGAGAGGCGUCUAAACAAGUAGAAGCUCUUCCUAGCAAAGAAGGCAGAAAUGUGAUGUACUCAAAGAUCGCAAAAAGAAAAAUCACUCCUCAGCACAAACGCGCAAGCACUGGAGGUGGUGACCUCACAGAAGAGAAUUCAAGCUUUUAUAGUAAUGCCAGUAACAUUUUCUGAAACCCUACUAGCAAAGUUGAGAGCAAGAAGGAAGCUGAAUAGGCUUCCUCUUCUUCAGUAAAUCUGUAGGCUAUAAGAACUAUCCAGCAACUGCCAGAAUUAUUUCAAUAUCCUCG
This is a messenger RNA of Moneuplotes crassus, 1025 nucleotides long. NCBI's taxonomy places the organism in Eukaryota, Ciliophora, Spirotrichea, Euplotida, Euplotidae. The record is from the annotation of a GenBank genome assembly.